UACGACCAUGAUGCAACGUAAUCAGAGUGCGCACACCGACUGUGGUGGAGAUCAGCUGAAAAUCACGAGGUAGCGUGAUUUCAUGAAACACAAGUCCUGAUAAUAAAUCAAAUUAUAAAGAUGGGCAAAUCAUUCGGACUAGUGUACUUCCCCGUUUUCUUGACUUUGGCGAAUUUCCUAAGUCAUGGCGAAGCCACAAAAAGAAAUGCAAAGGUCCUUGUGCUUGGCGGUGGAAUAUCAGGAAUUGCUGCUGCAAAGACAUUAAGCGAUAUGGGAAUUGAAGAUUUCGUUAUUUUGGAAGGCACAGACAGAAUUGGUGGAAGAAUGAGGAAAAGAACAUUUCAAGGGACAACUAUUGAAAUGGGGGCAAACUGGAUUCAAGGAGUCAAGGGAAAUCCAAUCGAAAGACUGAAAGAGAUAUGUGGAUUGCAAGGGAAGGUUGAAAACAGAUCAUUUGUGAUAAGAAAUGAAACUGGAUAUAUCACAACUGCGAAAGGAAAAAUGACCCUUCUCAAACAUGACGAGACUUUGUUGGACGAAAUGAUUGACAGGCGCCGGAAGAUGAAUGGUGAGGACAUUUCCGUUCGAGUUGGUCUACGCCUUACAAACUGGCUUCCAUCUAACCCGGAAGAAAUGGUCACAGAGUACUUUGAAUACGACUUUGAAUACGCUGUUCCACCCAAAUACAUUUCUCUCCGUGUAAGAAUAGCCGACCAUGGAAUGAUUCAUUCUGUGGAUGGGAAACAGUUUUUUGUUACUGACCCCAGGGGAUAUGUGCAUAUCGUGGAAUGUCUAGCGGACAUGUUUCUAAAACCCAAGGAUUCACGUUUACAGUUAAACACAACUGUCAAAGAAAUAAAAUGGAGUGAACAUAAUGUUAAUGUCAUCACCGACAGUGGAGAUGUGUACACUGCAGAUUACGCGUUGAUAACGUUUAGUAUCGGUGUACUAAAGAGCGGAUUGGUUCGGUUCACACCUGAACUCCCGCAAUGGAAAUUAGAAGCUAUCUUUAAACUUAAUAUGGUGAUUUACACCAAGAUUUUUGUGAAAUUUCCGUCAAAAUUCUGGGAUGAUGAAGAGUACAUUCUUUACGCUUCUCGCAGACGAGGAUACUACACCAUGAUGCAGAAUUUGGAAGCUGAUUCUCGGCUACCUAAAGGUACUAACAUUCUACUGAUAACUGUCACAGGUGAGGAAUCUGUUAGGCUUGCCUACCAGUCUACCAAACACACCCAACAAGAAAUUAUGGAGGUAUUAAGGGGUAUGUACGGUAAGAACAUUCCCGACCCAAUAGACAUUUACUAUCCCAGAUGGGGACUCGACAAGUAUUUUUUUGGAUCCUGGGCAAACCUACCCAUCGGAAUUUCUAGGCAAGACUAUGUGAAUCUUCAGGCUCCAGUCGGGCGGGUGUUCUUUUCUGGAGAAGCAACGCACGAGUUGUACAAUGGUUAUGUUCAUGGUGGAUACUUGACAGGAGUGGAGCAGGCGGAAAACAUAGCAAACUGUAUACAAACUGGAUUUUGUAAUGACGCAAGUAACGCGGACGAUUAACAGUUACGUAAUACAGUUUUUAACCACAACGAAGCGCUGCGUGACUACACAAAAAAAAGUGAAAGACAGCACUGAAUUAAAUGGGGAACUAGACGCAUAUCUGCGUGAACUUGGGCUUUUAAUAUCACACAUCUGGAGUUCUCUUUAGGGGACUGCCACAUUGCCAUUGCCACUGUCAUCGUGCAAUUUAAUCAUUGCUGGUCACGAAUAAGUCAACUUGUGUUAAUUUUUGUCUUCUGGGGUGUAAUGAAUGUUA
Messenger RNA from Stylophora pistillata, 1807 nucleotides. RefSeq lists its product as uncharacterized. Gene Ontology annotation, molecular function: oxidoreductase activity. NCBI's taxonomy places the organism in Eukaryota, Metazoa, Cnidaria, Anthozoa, Scleractinia, Pocilloporidae. The record is from RefSeq and is a predicted model, not a curated record. Gene Ontology annotation, biological process: polyamine catabolic process.